This is a messenger RNA of Fusarium falciforme, 315 nucleotides long. RefSeq names its product Stress-response A/B barrel domain-containing protein. The record is from RefSeq and is a predicted model, not a curated record. Lineage: Eukaryota; Fungi; Ascomycota; Sordariomycetes; Hypocreales; Nectriaceae. The coding region runs from base 1 to 315 and encodes 104 amino acids. The transcript has 3 exons.
AUGGCCAUUUACCACGUUGUUCUCUUCAAACUCAAGCCCAAUGUGCCUCAGCAAAGCAUCGACGAGAUGCGCGCUGCUGGUAAAGCCAUGCUUGGCGUCGUGCCAGGCUUGAGAUCCUUCGAGUUCGGUCCUCCGCUCGCGAGCACUGCGCACCGUGCUCAAGGCUUCGAUCUCGGCUUGAUCGCUGUGUUGGAUACCGAAGCGGAUGUCCUCGCUUACGGUCCACACCCAGCACAUCAGGUGGUCAACAAGAUUCGGGAAGCUAUCGCUGCAGAGACGUUGGCCUACGACUUGGAGGUGCCUGACGUCGCUUAG